Molecule: messenger RNA, 2343 nt
Organism: Oncorhynchus mykiss (rainbow trout)
Lineage: Eukaryota; Metazoa; Chordata; Actinopteri; Salmoniformes; Salmonidae
Source: RefSeq, a predicted model, not a curated record
UCUUCUUUCAACAGCAACAACAGUUAGUCAGACACCUCCGUAGCUUGCUAGACAAAAUAUACGAACCAAUAAAGCUCUUUAGACGCUUUAGUGUAUAUUAGCCACUGUGUUUUAAACCCACUUCUGUCGUCUAGUUAGUUAUCCGAUUUAAUUGCAUAUUUGCGGUGUUGUUAUUAGUCAGCUAGCGGGCUGGUUAAGUUAGCAUUAGCAUAGCUAGCUAACAUCUCCGACAUCUCCAACAUCUCCGAUGUGUUCACUAAGCUACUCUCCUCCUGAUAAAGAAGAGGAUGUCUGCUGGACGGAGAAAGAGGGUCUGGUGAAAGAGGAGGGGGAAGAGGAGGCUGUUACAAUACAAAAACAAGUAGAGGGUGAGGUUGUUACCGUUAAAGAAGAGGAAGACUCGUUCAGGGUGAAAGAGGAGGAGGAUGUUACAGUAAAAGAAGAGAAAGAGGAGAAUGCUGUUUUUGGAGUGAAGGAGGGAGAGAUGACUGUCACACUGAAAAAGGAGGAAGAAGAGGAGGAAACUGGAUAUCUGGGCCCGGUUUCCCAAACGCAUCUUAAGGUGUCCGAUGGUUCUAAUGAUGAAGUUAGCCGUAAAAUGGUUUUGAGAAACCGUUCCUCGAUUUACACUAGAGAGAGACAGAACUACCGUGGAUCCUCUGGGGAGCCCCAACUACAUCACAAAGCUGACGAGGCAGAGAAGAGUCUCUCCACUUCAGAACAUCUCAAAUUCCAGCAGAGACCCACAGGAAUGAAACCUCACCACUGCUCUGUCUGUGGGAAGAGUUACUCAAGAUCAGAUUCACUAAAAGCACACCAGAGAAUUCACACUGGAGAGAAACCUUAUAGCUGUUCUCAAUGUGGGAAGAGUUUUACUACAUCUAGCCGUCUGACUAUACACCAGAGAACACACACAAGAGAUAAAUCUUUCCACUGCUCAGACUGUGGGAAGAGUUACUCAAGAUCAGAGUCACUAAACACACACCAGAAAAUUCACACUGGAGAGAAACCUUAUAGCUGUUCUCAAUGUGGGAAGAGUUUUACUACAUCUAGCCGUCUGACUACACACCAGAGAACACACACAGGAGAGAAAUCUUUCCACUGCGCAGACUGUGGAAAGUGUUUUCUGAUAUCAGGACAUUUAAAAUCACACCAGAGAAUACACACAGGAGAGAAGCCUUAUAGCUGUGAUCAAUGUGGGAAGAGUUUUAGUCACUUAAGCAGCCUGAUAGUUCACCAGAGAACACACACAGGAGAGAAGCCUUAUAGCUGUGAUCAAUGUGGGAAGAGUUUUACUCAGUCUAGUCAGCUGACUAGGCACCAGAGAACACACACAGGAGAGAAAUAUUUUAGCUGUGAUCAAUGUGGGAAGACUUUUACUGAGCCUGGUAACUUGACUAAGCAUCAGAGAACACACACAGGAGAGAAACCAUAUAGCUGUGAUCAAUGUGGGAAGAGUUUUACUGAGUCUGGUAACUUGACUAAGCACCAGAGAAGACACACAGGAGAGAAGUCACAUAGUUGUGAUCAAUGUGACAAGAGAUACUCUGAUAAUCGAUCUCUUAUUAAACAUCAGAAAAUACAUGAAGGAGUUGUUUCAUGAUAUCAAUGAAAUAAUGUCACAAUGUAGAAUGUUUUAACAUUGUAGUAGGAGUGUUCUAAUGAUGUCACAAUGUACAAUGUUUUAACAUUGUAGUAGGAGUGUUCUAAUGAUGUCACAAUGUACAAUGUUUUAACAUUGUAGUAGAAGUAUUUUAAUGAUGUCACAAUGUAGAAUGUUUUAACAUUGUAGUAGGAGUGUUCUAAUGAUGUCACAAUGUAGAAUGUUUUAACAUUGUAGUAGGAGUAUCUUAAUGAUGUCACAAUGUAGAACCCUAAACGUUUGUCCCCUGUUCUAUUGAUUUCAGCAUAAUAUGGAUAUUAGACUCAUCGGGGGAAAAAUCCAGGUUCUGAAUUGAAAGAGUUCUAUUUAUUUGAUUAACAAUAAAAGGAGUUGUUACCACAUUGACACUAUUUUAGUUUUUAAAUCAUCUUAUGUUUGUUGUGUAGUAAAUAUUUCAGUUUUUAUUUCCAUUGUUUUUAUUCGUCCAUGUCUGAAAUGUGCUGUAUAAAUAAAUCUUGAUAUAUAUUUUCAAAUUGCAAAACAAAUUAACCCAAUGACCGACUUCAACCCAAUGACCGACUUCAACCCAAUGACCGACUUCAACCCAAUGACCGACUUCAACCCAAUGACCGACUUCAACCCAAUGACCGACUUCAACGAAUCCAGUGGAUUUUUUGUUGAAAAGGAAAAAUGUUGAAAUCAACAAUACGUCAAAGGAUUCAACUCCUGAAAAACUGAAU